This is a messenger RNA of Kwoniella botswanensis, 789 nucleotides long. RefSeq lists its product as uncharacterized. The transcript has 3 exons. The coding region runs from base 1 to 789 and encodes 262 amino acids. The record is from RefSeq and is a predicted model, not a curated record. NCBI's taxonomy places the organism in Eukaryota, Fungi, Basidiomycota, Tremellomycetes, Tremellales, Cryptococcaceae.
AUGUCAACAGAACAGUCGCCAUCGAACGGCAAGUCACUGAGCGAAGUACCAAAUGAUCAUGUCCCCGAUACAUUUUCUGACCAAUCUCCAAAACCGAGAAGACAAGGUCGACGGAUGUCUCUAAACGAUCUCGUUCAUUCACUCUCACCUCCACCCAAUCCAUCAAAUCAACUGGAUGAUAUCCCCGAAAAGCACCUACCUCAUUUGACCUCCGACGAGAAGCUGAAGAUUGAUCAAUUAUCUCGAGCGAUCUACGAUAUUCAGCGCGAACAAUCUGAACAAUCAGUUACAAGCAACGAGUUCGCCCGUAAAGCUCCUUUUACAUCGAUCUUCAGCCAAAAUCCAUUUAAGACGUUUGAGCAGUUGUCGGCAGAAGAACAACAAAGAUGGAAAGCCGCAAAAGAGCGUGGAGAAUUUGGGAUUAAGGAUGGAGAUGGAGCGGAGGAGGGAGAAUUGAGGUUUGGCAAGAUAAGGAAUGACGAAGGGGAUGAGAUUUAUGGUGUUUGGAAUCUAGUCUCAACCUCCAAGGCGAAGUUGAAUAACGAUGAGAAUCAACAGACGGAUGACAAGGAUGAUGAAGAGGAACACGAGGAUAAAAAGAAUGAAGUUUUAGAGAGGUUGAAUAAAUUCGCCCACUCUAGACCAUCUAUUAUCUUUACGUCUAGAGCCGUCUCUGUCAAGCCAUUCGAUGAGGACUGCAUAGAUCCACCUCAAUAUGCUUCCAGGCCUCCUUCGCCUCCUCAAGUAAAAGCAGAGGAUAAAGAAGUAUCUGGUCCAUCGGGAUCAUGA